This is a messenger RNA of Malus domestica (apple), 360 nucleotides long. Lineage: Eukaryota; Viridiplantae; Streptophyta; Magnoliopsida; Rosales; Rosaceae. The record is from RefSeq and is a predicted model, not a curated record.
AUGGUUGGGUAUUACUUGGCGGCCACGCAAUUGUUGAGCUAUUGGGAUUCUGAAGUAUCAGUUAAUCAUGUUCCCAGGGAAUCUAAUCUGGCGGCCAACAAGAUGGCGCAAAUAGCCUCGGGAGUACCAAUCCAGGAAAGGAGGUAUGGAGUAGAUGUCGAGAUUCAAAGGAGAAAUCUUCCUUCUAUCCUAGAAAGGGGAUUCAGUAUAGAUGUAAUGGUUCUAGAAACCGAGACGGAAGACUGGAGAUCGCCUAUCAUUCAUCAUUUGAAAGAUCCUUCUUCACCCACAAGCAAGAAUAAUAGACAGCAAGCAACUAAGUAUGUCUUAUGGGAGAAGAACCUGCUAAGGAAAAUGUAG